AUGUCAAGCCACAUCAUCGCAAGCUUUCAACUGGCAAAGGAAAGGUUAGUCAGUCUUCUUAAAGAAGUAAAUCAACUGGAGAUCAGAUCUCCAGAUCCAAGUAUGACAAUAGAAGAAAAGGAAGAUUUUUAUGUGAUAAGAAAAAGAGUGUUAGAAGAUAAACUUCGAAGAAUCCAAUUAUGCGUAACUACGCUUGAAUCUAUCAACGAUAAAUGGUUCACAUAUACUCAACAAAUCGUCACGAUGAAAAGAAGAGAAGAAGAGGAAGAAAAAUACAAAACAGUAACAGAAGGUGACCAAGGAAUAUUUCAAUUAUUACACGAAGGAAAGGAAGCUGUAAUAACACUGACAAUGCACAAGGAUGAAGUCGACCAAAACUUAAAACAACUCUCAAAAGAGUUGACGAACAAACAAACAAAAGAAGAAGCAAAAUUUACUCCUUCUUCAAAUAUUAAUGUAAAUCUUCCUCAUUUAUCGCUCCCUACUUUCGAUGGAGACCCUAGACAAUGGCGACAAUUUUGGAGCAGUUUUAACGCAGCAGUCCACACACCAGCGAUUCCAGAAAUACAAAAAUUGAAUUACUUGUACUCAUGUCUUAAAGGAAAGGCUCUACAAGCAAUAUCUGGAUAUGAUAUAACUCCAGAGAAUUAUGAAAUUAGAAACUGUCAACAUUCACUCACUCAACUCAAUAUUAAAUCUACAACUACCAAACCGGAACAAAAACAACGAUACAAUCCCGGAGGAACUUCAGCAUUGUCGACAAUAAAAGAUAAUCAAAAUACUUCGAAAACUACAACAACGAAAAGACGACCAUGUGUAUUCUGCAAUCAAGAUCAUUGGGACAGCGAUUGCGUGAACUACACAAUUCUCAAUGCUCGGCUUAGUCGUCUCAAAGUGUUGAAGAAAUGUACUAUUUGUCUUUGUCAAAAAACAAUGUUUUUAUUGCAGAAGCUCACAUAA
This is a messenger RNA of Brugia malayi, 960 nucleotides long. RefSeq lists its product as uncharacterized. Bases 1 to 960 code for a protein of 319 amino acids. The record is from RefSeq and is a predicted model, not a curated record. The transcript is spliced from 2 exons. Lineage: Eukaryota; Metazoa; Nematoda; Chromadorea; Rhabditida; Onchocercidae.